Molecule: messenger RNA, 1647 nt
Organism: Papaver somniferum (opium poppy)
Lineage: Eukaryota; Viridiplantae; Streptophyta; Magnoliopsida; Ranunculales; Papaveraceae
Exons: 4
Coding region: 1-1647 (548 amino acids)
Molecular function (GO): nucleic acid binding; RNA-DNA hybrid ribonuclease activity
Source: RefSeq, a predicted model, not a curated record
AUGGACAAAAAAAAAUCAUUGGAGAAUUUAAUGAAACUGCUAUUGGAUUAUCAGAAUGCAUCAGGUCAAGUGAUAAACAAAAGGAAAAGUAAAUGUUUUGUUGGUGGAGUAACUGAAAGCAGAAGAAGAAUAAUAGCUGAGAGCUUACAAAUGGAACUUUCAGAAUUUCCUGACAAAUACUUGGGAGUGAUAUUAUGUCCUGGAAGAGUAAAAAUCUAUCAAGUAUGGGGGAUGGUGGAGUUAAUGCAUAAAAUGUUAGCUGGCUGGAUGGGACAAAUGUUGUCUUUCUCUGAUAGAUUAACUUUAGUGAAGUCUGUGUUAUGCAGUGUACCUGUAUACAACAUGUCUGUGUAUAAGUGGCCUAAGAAUGUCAUAAAGGAAUGUGAAAAAAUUGUAAGGAAUUUCUUACGAUCUGGAGAUCCUGCAGUUAAGAAGCUUAUUAAAGUGAAGUUUGAUGAAAUUUUUGCUCCUGUAACUGAGGGUGGAUUGGGAAUCAGAAGAUUUGAGACAAUUAAUAAAGCACUCCUCAUGAAGUUAUUCUGGAAGAUGAAAAUAGAAGAGGUAGAGAGGACAAAUUUAAUGAAUGCCAAAUAUAAAGAUAAAAGUGGUGCAUGGAUAACAAAUUAUAGAAAAUCCUCAAUCUGGCCAGGUUUAAAAUGGGUUAUGAAUGAAGUACAUGAAGGAAGCAGGUGGCUGGUUGGAGAUGGAAAAGAAAUUUCAGUGUGCAGGGAUGAGUGGAUUAAGGAAUAUGCUCUUACUGGAAUACACCCAAAUAAUUCAUUUAUUACACAUCACAAAGAUAUGAAAGUCAGUAAAUUGAUUAUCAAUGGGGAAUGGAAUGUACCUGCAGCAAUGUUUAACUUCUUUACUCUAGAAGAUUUACCAACUAUUGGUUAUGGGAAAGACAAGCUCAUAUGGACAAAUGAUUUGUCUAGAAAAUUUUCAGUGAAAAGUGCAGUGCAACUAAUCAGGAAAAGAUAUCAUUGUGCUACUUGGAAAAAACAGUGUGUCCAGAAGAGAAGCUCAUCUGUGAGAGAAGUUUGGUUUAUAUGUGCUUUUACUGUAAUGGUGGAGCUCUGGUUUACCGGAAACAAAGUAUGUUAUGAUGAUGAAAUCCCAAACUUGGUAAAUUUCAAAUUGAGGAUAAUGCAAUUUACAAAAGAGAACACUGUAAGAAUGAAGGGUAAAAUUAGAGGAUUUAUGUAUGAUAUGAGCAUCAUGACAGCUUUUGGCAUCAGAGGUGUGAAGGUUAUAACAACUGAGGUAAAAGAAUGCAUUUUCAAGUUCCGUGCACUAAAUCAAGUGCUCAUUUGCUGUGAUGGAGCAUCAAAAGGGAAUCCUGGUAGUUCUGGGUAUGGAUUUGUUGGAAGGAGUAACACUGGAGGUUAUCUUGGUGCAGUUGCUGGUGGUCUGGGUGUAGCCACUAAUUUCAUUGUUGAAGUGAUGGCUUUAAUCUGUGCAGGAGAAUGGGCUAUAAGAAGACAGUACUUUAAUGUUUGUUUUAGCCUGGAUUCAAAGGCAAUACUGCAAGCUUUCAGCUCAGGGGAGAGUGGUUCAUCACUCAGAAGAGGAGAAGUAGUGAUAUAUGAUGAGAAACCUGGAUUCUUGGGAGCUCUGGAAUGCCUGUCUAGACAGAAUUUUUUGUAA